AUCGAUAUUAGUUUCAGGGCGGAGUGUAUUAUGGGCGGGCGGGUUUUCUUAGCGCUUCGUCUACAGUUAAUUAUGUGAAACAGUGUUAAAUGUUUGUUACCUGAUUGUUUUUGAGUAUCUAAAAUAUCAUUUGGUGUAAUUUUUAUUCGAACAUAAUAUAUCAGUUCUUCGAACAUAAUAUAUGAUUUUAAGUUGCAAAGUAAAUUGAUAAUUUCAGUUCGACAUUAGUGCUACAAACCAAAAAAAAAAAGAUUUAAAUUUGCAUUAGAUUCUUUAAUAAAGUUAAUUCAGUGUACACGAUUAUUGAGUGAUUUUGAUGAUGAAUAGUGGUCGUGCAAGGGUUCCAAAGUGCGCUCGUUGCCGGAACCAUGGUUUGAUCUCCAGCUUACGAGGCCACAAGAAAGCUUGUGCCUACCGACUCUGCCAGUGUCCUAAAUGUGGACUCAUCAAGGAGAGGCAGAGAAUUAUGGCUGCUCAGGUAUGUGCCGAGGUAGCCUUAAAGCGGCAGCAAGCCGCAGAAGACAAGAUAGCUUUACACUUGGCUUCCGUAGAAAGUGGAACGGCAUUGGAAGCUCUACCUCCAGGUCGGAUAUAUGGGAUGCGAGUCACCGGCCCAUGCCCCAGCCCUGGACCGGAACCUGACUCUGUUGCUGAUGAUCACACUCCAAUCCACAUCGACAGUGAGACGAGUGACUCUUUGCCAGACUGCUGCACUGUUUCACCUGAUUCUGCUGGCAACUCUUCAGCCUCCGCGUCAAUGCGUCCAGGUGAAGAAGGUUCUGAAAGUGAGAAUGCGGUGAGCACAGCUGGUUUAGAGAUGUUACGAAAACUGUUUCCCGGCAAGAAGCGCUCUGUGCUGGAACUAGUGCUACGACGAUGCAACCACGACUUGCUACGAGCCGUAGAACAUUUCAAUGCUACACGUGACCAGCGAGACAAGAUACCAGGAAUCAGCACUAGCAGCGGGUAUGAGGCGUCGGUGUCAAGUUCUGAAGAGGUCGAGUCGAGGUGGUCAGCGUUCCGUCCAGUGGGACCUCGAGCUCCAAUACUACCGGCGUUGGUCAUGGGGCGAGUGUGCGGUUCUGACUGGUUGAUACCGAUGCCGGCCUUACCUGCACUCUCAGGUCCUCUACUACUACCUCUGCAGCACCCACACGCACCACCAGCUCCAUGCAACCCAUGCUCCCCUGAUUGUAGGCAGUGUAACCAUCAUUAGGAUUACAAUAUAAAAACAUGAUAUUUUAGUUUUUAAUUCAUCUAGUAGACUUAUCAAGAAUAUUGUACACGUACAUCAUACUUUUAGAACACGUAUCUUCUAUGUCACUCCAAAGGUAUCAUUAGUAUUGUACCAUUUGUCUACUAUUAUAUCUUUAGCACAGCUUACUCUUUUAUUAUUUUCGAGUCAAAUUAUGCUGCCAUAAUAUCCAAUGCCAAAGAAUUUUACACUUAAGCUUGUAGAUUAUCGAUUUUUAUUAAAGUGCUGUUGUUAUUUAUUAUUAUUAUUAAAUUGUAUCUUUUAUAUUGCAA
This is a messenger RNA of Spodoptera frugiperda (fall armyworm), 1527 nucleotides long. It is a transcript of the gene dmrt93B, whose product is annotated as doublesex- and mab-3-related transcription factor dmd-4. Lineage: Eukaryota; Metazoa; Arthropoda; Insecta; Lepidoptera; Noctuidae. Gene Ontology annotation, molecular function: protein binding; RNA polymerase II cis-regulatory region sequence-specific DNA binding; DNA-binding transcription factor activity, RNA polymerase II-specific. The record is from RefSeq and is a predicted model, not a curated record. Gene Ontology annotation, cellular component: nucleus. The transcript is spliced from 5 exons. The coding region runs from base 317 to 1216 and encodes 299 amino acids. Gene Ontology annotation, biological process: sex differentiation; regulation of transcription by RNA polymerase II.